UACCAUAGAAGAAGACAAAAAUGUUUGGCAAAAUAUGUAAACAAAAACGACUGUUAAAGAUGCUGCUGCUCGGAAUGACGUUAAAUACUGGAUAUUUGUGCUUAAUAUUUUUCAUGACAGCCAGCGAAUAAGGGUCUUCAACAUGUCUUCUCUAGCUGGUCCCACUUCUCAGCUAUGGAGCUUUGUUGACAUGCUGGGCCAGAGAAGGCUGUUGGGUGUUGGAGCUUUCUUGGCCUGGAUGGUCUUGUUCCAUUUGCUGGUGAAUGUGUGGCUACUGUGUAUAUUCACAAGUUUCCUAGUUGUAUUGGGUGCCUGGCUUGGAUCUCAGGUGAUCCUUAGUUCAAACAGAGUUGUUCAUCUGGAGCGGUUCGUCACCAUCGAGAGGGUUUCCUCCUCAGAGGAAAGCGAGCGGCUGCUUGACCAUGAGAUCGAAAACACUGUUUGCAAGAUCAUCCGAGACUUUGUGUCAUCUUGGUACUGCACCGUGUCCCCAGAGCAUGAGUUUGAGGACGAGGUGCAGAGAGCAAUGAUCUCCAUGGCAAUGGAGCUGAAGCUUCGAAGCAAGAGGGUGGACACAAAAGCCUUAACACAGAGGGUCUUGGACCUGAUUGCAUGUCACCUUCAAAGCUACAUGAGGGCAAAAAAAAAUAUGGUGGAGACACAAAAGCAGCAAGAUGGCACCUCCCAAGACAAUAUCUGGAAACUUUACUCCAAUGAGAACCCACCUCACCCAGCUCUUAAGAGUUCUGCCGCUGAAGUGAAUUACGCCAGGGCAAUUGUGGACUUGCUGUUGCAUGUACUUGUUCCAUCGCCCCAUCUUGAGACGCGAACAGGAAGAUUUGUGGUGGGGGAGCUCAUCACCUGCAACGUCCUCUUGCCCCUCAUCACAAAACUCUCAGACCCUGACUGGCUCAACAUGAUGAUUGUGGAAAUCUUCGCUAAGUCUGUCAACCCGGUCCCAAAGCCCACCAGUCCCCUGGAAAUCCUGCCAGUUGAAAUGCCCCCAGAAACACCCUCGCAGGAGACCGAGGUGCCUCCUCUCCUGAAAGUGCCGGACAAUCUGGAUGGCUCCGGUAAAGCGGAUCUCCUCACCGCUAAGAUGCCUGCUGUAGAAAUCCUGGACUUGGCAGAGAACGGCUCUCACCUCGACACAGACGAGAACCCUUCAAAGCAAGUGAAUGAGUGCACUGCAGGACCCUCUCCCGUUGUACGGCGGCCAAUGGACUUGCUGAGACCCGGCAAGUCCAACCCCUUCUAUCAGGAGAAUGACUCUGACCUCGACUCCCCUCUCACUGGGCUCAAGAAUAGCUCCACGGAGUCCCUCCUCCUCCUCAGUCCAAUGUACGACCUCACAGACAAGACGAAAGACGACGCCUUUAUGGUGGACAGCAUCACAGACCUGGAGGACGACCUACCUGAGUUCUCGGGCAUGACGGAGCUGUCCUGCCCUAAGGUUCUGGUCUCAGAGGGGCCCAGGGCCUCCGUGUCAGAUGUGGGGAGGACUGAAGAAACGUCCAGCUUCUGCAGCCUCCACGAGCUGGGGGAAAAGAGCAUGCUGGGCGUGGAUCAGCAGCAGGCAGAAGGGGUGGGGGUGGCGCCGUGCCCCAACGAGCUGUCCGUGACCAUGCCUCUGCUGGCCUCCUCACCCACUGCAGGGAUGAUGCCGCUGGGUUCUUUCAGCUUUGACCCGCUCAGCAGCCCCGAAGGCCCAAUCAUCAUCCAGAACCUCCGCAUCACCGGGACCAUCACAGCCAAGGAGCACAGAGGCACUGGCUCCCAUCCUUACACGCUGUACACUGUGAAAUAUGAAACUGCGCUGGACUCAGACAACCCAUGCAUUGUGCAGCCUGUGGCUUAUCACAUGGUGAACCGCAGGUACAGCGAAUUUCUGAACCUGCAAACCCGCUUGGAAGAGAAACCAGAGUUCCGCAAGAUCAUUAAAAAUGUUAAAGGGCCAAAGAAGAUCUUUCCAGAUUUACCGUUUGGAAACAUGGACAAUGAUAGAGUUGAAGCCAGGAAAAGUUUGCUCGAAAAUUUUGUUAAGCAACUCUGUGCCAUCCCAGAAACUGCCAAUAGUGAUGAAAUGCAAGAGUUUCUCGCACUUAACACAGAUGCAAGGAUUGCCUUUGUGAAGAAGCCCUUCAUUGUGUCACGUAUAGACAAGAUAGUGAUGAACGCCAUAGUGGAGACUCUGAAGACGGCAUUCCCUCGGUCAGAGCCGCCGAGUCCCACGGACGACCUUGAGGCGGAGACAGACGGCAAACUGUUAUCCGACAAGAAAUCGAAGUCUCGACUGAGGUUCUCCAGUAAAACGGCUCCUGCUCUGAUAGUCACAGAUAUCAUGCCCAAAGUGAUGUACUGCUUCGAUGAGGGAAGCACGGUGUUCAACAGUCUCUCUAUGGAUGGACUGGAGACCUUCAUUGAGGAAAGGGAGGACCUUGUGGGGAAGACUUGUUGUCAGGAGCCCGGAACUAAGGGGGAGGGAGGCCUUAAAAUGAAGAUAGAGGGACAGGACAGUGAACGUCCCACAACUCCCAGUUCAACAGCAGUGUUGGAGACGACAGCAGCUGACGUGGCCCUCAACCUGUUGUGUAUGCUGCUGAGGGAGCAGUGGACCUGGCUGUGUACAGAGAACGUCCAGAAAACCAUCAGGCUUCUCUUUGGCACCCUCAUCGACAGGUGGCUGGAGGUGAAGGUGUGUAAUCUGACCUGCACCCAGUACUGGGUGACGUACCUGAGGGUGCUGCAGGAGGCAGUGUGGCCCGGGGGCCGCCUCCCUCUCCUGCCCCGGCCCCAGCGCAGCCCCCAGGAGAAAGAGGACACCCGGCAGCGGUCCCUGCACUGCCUCAUGAAGCUGCUCCCAGACUUGGUGUCUGACCUACUGGGCUCUGAGAAGUACAGGCUCUCGUGGCAGACGGUGCUGGACUCUCUGCAGGAUCCGCAUAUAAACAGGCACCUGGUCUACUCCAUAUGGGACCUGCUGCUGGAGAUCCUCAUUCCUGAGGCGUCCGACGAGGCUUUCCAGAAAUCUCUAUUGCACAGCCUCUCCAAAAACGCAGACAAGAUCCUGCCAUGAUGAGCACUCAGGAUUUCUCACACACACACACACACACACACACACACACACACACACACAAACACACACACACGCACACGCACACGCACACACGCACACACGCACAUGCACGAACUCACACCACACGUUUCUGUCCAGUGUAAUUUCACUCACAAGGGUCUCUUUCUGUCUCACAGUGUGCUGAUGUCUGUCAAGAGCAGAUGUGCUUUUUCCCUAAAUGUGCUUUUAGUUGGAGCCCCGAGGCUAUAGAUUGAGGGCGGUACCAUGGUGACGACCAUGCCUGUACGUUUCAGAGUAUUUCUGAAGUUAGCAUCAGUGCUAGCACGCUCAGACUCUCCCAUCCAUGUCUCUGACUGCCUGAUCCCUCAACUAUGAGCAAAUACACUCGACAAUGUCAUUUGAGAAUUAGGACACUUAAGACCAAACGUUAUAUGAGAAUUCCAGAAUCACAGUUUUUUGGUGGGCUAUUCUACUUCUAUUCACUGAUUUAUCAAGAUUUACAAGAGCCUUAUUUGAAACAUUUUCGGAACAGGGGUCACAGCGUUUUGACAAUUAAACAUCACUAAGAGUAUAAACCUUAACAUACAUCUCAAGCAUCUUAACAUACAUCUCUAAUGCUUAAUUUCAUUGUGACAGUGUGUCAUGUUGCACCUUACAAUGAAAUGUUUUACAGCCUUUUAUAACUUUCCUUUUAAAUACACAGCAAGCUGUUAUUUUUUGAUUAGGUAUCUCAGCACUGAUUGCCAUUAACACAGACCUUAAAAGAGAUGGGCCAAAACUUGUGUAAAACAGGAAAGAAAUAUGUCUUAAUUUCCUGAUAAUCCCUCUUGCUGUGUCGUAUUUUUUGUAUUUAUUAACUGUUGUGUAUUUAUUUGUGCCACUGUAAAUGUUAAUAAUGAGAAUAAAUAAUUGUUACUCCAGCGCAGGAGAUGCCUUAAUGUAUUGAUGAAGCGGCCAUGCCAGUCUGUUGGGUACAAAGUACACAUGACCAAAAGUUACAGAGGUUGUCUUUGAAAGCAGAAGUGAUGAAUGGAUUCCCUACUGUGAAAGUGCAUUGAUGGCAAUGUACUCGGUGUAUUGUGUUAUUCAUGCCUUAUAUCGAUCACUAUCACUGUAGCCUAUUCUGUCUGUCCACUGUUGAUAUUAAUAAUAUCAAUGUUAUUUUUGGCUUUUGUUUUUAUUGGCAAACUUGUCACCACAAUUGCACUUUUUUUUUUUCUUUAAUUAAGCAUUCCAGAAAUUUCUCAGCUCUAACACAGUGUAGUUUGUCAUUUUCAUGGUGUUGUAAAAUGGCAGUUUAAAUGAUGAGCACUGUAUUGUUCGUGCUUUAAUUGUAUGAGUUCUGUGUGUGUCAGUGACUUUUUGUUGCCGGUUCAUUUGUCUUUUUACUUAAGGAAUAAAAUUGCAAGAGCUGCUUAAUUACAAA
Clupea harengus (Atlantic herring) is the source of this 4502-nucleotide messenger RNA. It is a transcript of the gene snx19b, whose product is annotated as sorting nexin 19b. Gene Ontology annotation, cellular component: intracellular membrane-bounded organelle. The record is from RefSeq and is a predicted model, not a curated record. NCBI's taxonomy places the organism in Eukaryota, Metazoa, Chordata, Actinopteri, Clupeiformes, Clupeidae. Gene Ontology annotation, molecular function: phosphatidylinositol binding.